GCCCCUAAAAUCCAAACUGAUUAUUGUUGCUGCCGGAGAAUUAUAAAAGUUGGUUUAUGUUUGACGUCAGAAUCAAUGGACUGCCAGGAGACCAAUCGCAGCUUGGAAAGCAGCUCCGAUUGAAAAGCGCAGUCGAGAGGCGCAGGAGCGCAUUUGUCAAAGAUCUGCAACAGGUGAAGAACGCGCUAGGUGGAGAUUUAAAGGUUUAUGCUUCGGGGUGUCCCAGUGAAGAAAGUGGGCGAUGUGGGAAAUCCCUAGAAGGGGCAGGUAGACCAUCUUAGAUGGCUCAUUAGCAGCACAGAGAUUUCAAAGAAAGGCAAGGUUGCCGACGGAUUCUUUCUAUUCCAGGAGACGCACUUCUCGGGGUGUCCCAGUAGAGAAAUCUCAGUUUUCGAGGACAGCUACAGCUGGAUGAUUUUAAAAUCGCUUCUUCUGCGUUUUUAUUUUCUGUUUACUGGCUUCAAAUAUCUGAAAGAAAAACUUUAGUUGAAAUGUUGACUAAAUACGCCUGGCUUCCUCUUACCUAUUUGGCGGAUAGUUUCAUCACGUCAGAGGGGCUUUUCAACCGCUCAGUUUUGGAAGUUGUAGGUGCCAACAGUUCGAGCAUAUUUAGACUGGACAACAACACGAUGGCCGAAUGGCAGUCCCUGGUGGGAAAGAAGAAAUACGGAAUCGAAUCACAAAAUCCGACUGUCAAGGCUCUACUCAUUGUUGCCUACUCCUUCAUAAUCGUUAUUUCUCUCUUUGGCAAUACGCUCGUGUGCCAUGUGGUCAUGAAGAACAAGCGGAUGCACUCGGCCACGAGCUUAUUCAUUGUGAACCUGGCCAUCGCGGACAUCCUCAUCACCUUGCUCAACACGCCUUUCACUCUGGUCCGCUUUGUGAACAGCACUUGGGUUUUCGGGAGGGCGAUGUGCCACGUGAGCAGGUUCGUCCAGUACUGUUCCCUGCACGUCUCCACGCUGACCCUGACUGCCAUCGCGCUGGAUAGACAUCAGGUCAUCCUGCACCCACUGAAACCCCGGAUGUCCUUGGCUAGAGGGCUCAUCUACAUUGCUGUCAUCUGGAUCAUGGCAAGCUGCUUUUCCCUUCCUCAUGCCAUCUAUCAGAAGCUUUUCACGUUUGCUUACAGUAAGGACAAGAUCAGAAGCCUAUGUGUCCCCGACUUUCCUGAGCCUUCCGACCUCUACUGGAAAUAUAUCGAUUUGGCCACCUUUAUCCUGCUCUACAUGUUGCCUCUACUCAUCAUUUCGGUCACCUAUGCCCUGGUAGCUAAGAGGCUCUGGCAUCGCAAUGCAAUUGGGGAUGUCACCACGGAGCAGUACUUUGCCCACCGAAGGAAGAAGAAGAAGACAAUCAAAAUGCUAGUUGUGGUUGUGGUGGUGUUUGCUGUCUGCUGGUUCCCUCUAAACUGCUAUGUCCUCCUCCUGUCCAGCCAGGCUAUUCGCAGCAGCAAUGCCCUCUAUUUCUCUUUUCACUGGACGGCCAUGAGCAGCACGUGCUACAACCCCUUCAUCUACUGCUGGCUCAAUGAGAACUUCCGCUCUGAACUCAAGUACCUCCUGAACAUCUGCAAGAGGUCUAGUAGUAUUCAGGAUCACAUGCUGCCCACAGCGGCAUCACACCAUCGAGUUGCCUGGCCUGAGAGUCAUGCUAGCUACAGCAGGGUAAAGGAGUCCCAGAGUCUGCGCUCUACCACCAAUAUCCAUUCUGGAAAAACUGAUAUUUCAUCAGUUGAGCCUAUUGUGGCGGUCAGUUAGUCAACAAGAAAUAGCCAUGAAAUCUACUUGUAUACAUGGCCUAGAGGUCGGAUUCUAGCAUGAUUUUAACCCAUUUCUUUAUAGACUGUGAAUUGGCACCUUAUAUGCCUGGUGACAUUUGGCUGGAUGGCUAGGCAUUCUCUUAUCUACCAGAAACAUGGACCUUCCUAAGAAGGCCAUCCUGUAGAAAUGCCUCUUUUAAUGCACAGUGGUACCCUUCAUUAGGGUGAGACUGAAUGUUACUUCUCACUGCUGUUUCCCAUAAUGUGAGAGAUGCCAGCAUGAGGCUAGCUUCUGUUUGUGUCAUUUGGUGCACAUCUUAACACAAGCACCUAUCGUGUGCCUUCAUUGUUCAAAUAUCCAUUUCCAGGAAGUGUACUCAUAAUAAAUGGCAACUUUGUGGUUCAUUCCACGGUGCUAAGUUCCUUUGUGUUGCUCCUAACCCCUCUGUCACUAAAAUCUGCUUUGUGCAAAAGUGUGUGGCUCACUUAAUGAAGGGAGCACUGGGAACUGGCUUUCAAACAGCAAGCUUGCAAAUAUUACAUGUCUGAAAAUUUAGGGGCACUGUCAGGAUUUUGUAAAAAGACAAGGGAGGUGUGAAAAGGUUUGGGGGAUACUUGAAAUAAGAAUAAACGGCUUAUCAAAAAAACAGUGAGUAGUCAAUCGAGACUGUGUCCAAUAUGGGACUGAGUGAGAACUGAAGCAUUGAGGGUUUUAUGGGUAGGAAGGAGGAAGAGGUGUGUCUUCUGAGCUUUUCAGAAGUGAUGUCACAGGUGGGUUGGGAUUGUGUCCGGAAGUGGAAUCUGUGGAGGAACCGGAUGCGGAGUUAUAGCAGCUUCUCUUCUGGG
Molecule: messenger RNA, 2608 nt
Organism: Erpetoichthys calabaricus (reedfish)
Lineage: Eukaryota; Metazoa; Chordata; Cladistia; Polypteriformes; Polypteridae
Product: G-protein coupled receptor 83-like
Exons: 4
Coding region: 492-1760 (422 amino acids)
Biological process (GO): neuropeptide signaling pathway
Cellular component (GO): membrane
Molecular function (GO): neuropeptide Y receptor activity
Source: RefSeq, a predicted model, not a curated record